UCUCUCGCUUCUUCCGCGAUCCAACCCGACGACAUUGUACGCGACCACUUAAUGUAACUUUAAUUGUUUAAAAAGUUAAUAAAACGUAAUUUAAAUUCAAAAAGCGCAUUUGUUUUCUCCAUGCGCAAGUGGUCCUUCGAAAAAGUGAAAAAGUCGACCAGUGUUUCGAUAUUUCAGCAAAAGUGAGUUCGCGGCAAGUACGUCUGCGUGCUAGCCGGCCGUCUAUAACGGCUGGUAAAUUCGUCGUGGUUGUGCCUGGGCUGGCGCUGCUGGCCUGUAACUUCGUUCUAUCUAUAAUAGAACGAAAAUCGCACACGGAUGGGAGAGCAAAUCAUCAUCAAAAACCGCAAGUAACUCGGUAUAAGUCGAACUUUUCGACCACCGGCAUUCUCCAUUUUUCUAUACAAAGUGAAGUUUGUGCGAUCCGCAGCCAUCUUGCGGAACUUCGGAGCGGUUACUUGUCAUCUGUCAUUGGUGUCAUCUGUCACAUUGACAUUGACGUUCCAGACCAAAACAAAGUUUAUUAGUGUCUCGUGCGUUGUUUUUCAAGUGUUUGUGCAUUAAUUAUCAGUGAAAAAUGUCUACCGAAACGGAAACUUUAAAAAAACUACGAGUAAAGAGGUCUCAGUGUAAGGGAACAAUCACUAGAAUUGAGAAUUUUGUACAAGACCCCGUAAGUUUAGCUGCCGCGAGCGCCGACAUUCUUGAGGCGCGCAAGGAAAAGUUAAUUUCAACACUCAAAGAUUAUGAGAAGGUCCAGAUGGACAUACUAGGCAUCGAUGAAGGAGACAGCGAACAGGGCCACAACACAUUGCUGCACCAGGAGCGCAAUGUAAGUGUGGACAAGCCCACAAUUGUUGAUGUCAGUGCGCACCCACCAUCACCAGAUGCUGGGUUGCAUAAAAACUGAAAAUGGACCCGUAUUCCAGAAUACCAUAUUAGGAUAUAUUGUUGGAGGAAGUAUUCCUGAAAAAGGUAAUACAUGUAACAUUGUAACAAAUUUAGUUAAUAUAUCUGAUGGUGAAAAGUUGAUAAAUGUAAUGGAGCAAUUUUGGCUCUCUGAAAAACUUCCUGAAGUGGAAAAAUCCACAAAUGAUGAAUUUGGGAAGGCUGAAAAAAUAUUUCAGGAUUCUGUAUCAGUAAAAGACGAUAGAUUUUAUGUUGAUAUGCCUUUAGCUUUCCCGAUGGAAAACUUAAACUUGGGUGACUCAUUUUCGGUUGCCUAUAAUAGAUUCAUAAUGUUAGAAAAAAGGUUACAAAAAGAUCCUUUGCUGUUUGAACAAUAUAAAAAAUUUAUUGACCUAUAUCUGGAAUUAGGACAUGCAAGGACAGUUGAUAUUGAAAGUUAUGACUUAAAUGGUCCUGUGUUUUUUCUAGGACACCACUGCGUGUUUAAUCCCUCGAGUCGCACCUCACACCAUCGUGUGGUCUUUGACGGGUCAAUGAGAUCUAGAAAUGGGACAUCGUUGAAUCAAGUCAUGCUGAAUGGGCCUGUUGUACAGAGUGAGCUUUUUGAUAUUCUUAUUUUGUUCAGGACUUAUCCAUAUAUUUUAACAUGUGACAUUCAAAAAAUGUUUCGCAAUGUUUUUAUAAAUGAACAUCAACGCGGACUUCAAAACAUUUUAUGGCGCGAUUCGCCUAAAGACCCUAUCAACUGCUUGCAGCUCCAGACUGUUACAUACGGCUUGAAAUCAAGCACAUUUUUAGCUACAAGAGUUCUCAAUGAACUAGCAAAUAUGCAUAAGGAUCAGUUCCCUUUGGCCGCACAGGCAAUUUAUAAAAAUACAUUUGUUGAUGAUGUGCUGACUGGUGCUGAUGAUGUAGAGACGCUUCAGGAGCUGAAAAAUCAAAUUGUAGAGCUUCUAAAAUUAGGUAGUUUCUCAUUACAUAAAUGGUGCUCGAACGAUUCUUCAUUAAUAGCUGAUAUACCAGUUGAGCACAGACAAAUUGACAGUGUGGAGAUCGGUCAAAAUGACACUGUGAAGACUCUAGGUCUCACACUCCAAAUUAAUUCUGAUAAAUUGACUUUCUCUUGCCCUGCAAUUGAUGAAGCAACAAUGCUCAACACAAAAAGAAAAAUUCUCAGUUUUAUAGGGAAAAUGUUUGACCCACUUGGUUUAAUAGGCCCAGUAAUUGUGG
Messenger RNA from Leguminivora glycinivorella, 2139 nucleotides. RefSeq lists its product as uncharacterized. Lineage: Eukaryota; Metazoa; Arthropoda; Insecta; Lepidoptera; Tortricidae. The record is from RefSeq and is a predicted model, not a curated record. The transcript is spliced from 3 exons. Bases 578 to 910 code for a protein of 110 amino acids.